Aegilops tauschii subsp. strangulata is the source of this 483-nucleotide messenger RNA. The record is from RefSeq and is a predicted model, not a curated record. Lineage: Eukaryota; Viridiplantae; Streptophyta; Magnoliopsida; Poales; Poaceae.
AUGGGCGUGGGGCGUCGCCUGCGCGUGGGGGAAGGAGGCCGCAGCGACGGGACAGGGGGCGGCCAGGGUGAGGCCACGACGGGCGCAGGCCUCGGCGGCCAGAGCGAAGGAGGGGGCCGCGGGGGCGUGGGCCGGCGGCCAGGUGCGGGUGUGCGCGACGGGGCAGAACGGGGCGAGGCCGGGCGGAGCUGCGGGAGGAGGUGCGGUGGCGGGGCGGCCAAACGCACGAGCAGGGGCGGAGAGGAACGCUGGCGGCGGGGCGAGGCCGGCGCGUGGCUGAUGCGGACGGCAAUAGCGGCGGUGAGCGGGGGAAGCGGAGGAAGGAGGAGCCUCACCGCGGGGCGUAGGGUACGGGGCAGCGGUGCUCGGGGUGGGGGACGGGGACGAGGCGACGCAGGGGAGGAGGCGAGGCGACUCCGGGCGACGACGCUCCGGGCGGCGGCGGAGAGGUCCAGGGGCGGCGGGGUCGAGCGCGACGGGUGA